UUUUUUGGGAAAAAUAAGAUUUUAUUCAUAACAAAAAAAAUUACAAUGCAAGAAGCUAAAUAAAAGAGUACAGAGCAGAAAAUAUAGAGUAACAAAAAACUAGACCCAAGGAAAAUCUCUGGACUGUGAUCUAGUCCUCAUGCUAUGUCGCCUUUUGUUUUGUUGAGAUUUCCUGUAAAGUUUGAGUUGUGUGUUGAGAUUCUCUGUUGGCAGACAAUUUUCUGGGGUGACGAACUUUGAUUUACGACAAAUCCUUCUGUUGAAUUUGGAUUUCCCAAUUUCUUCCUCUUUUGAUAUAGGUGGGCGCCGAUCGUUUUCGGAUGCAUGUCCUAGAAAAUCGUCUGAAAAGAAAGACUCAUCAGAAUGGUCAAAGCUGUCUGAGGCAUCAGAAUACGCCUGAAUAAGUGGAAUUUGUGGUUGUUGCUUCUCACACUAGGCUCUCUGAACUUCAAAGUUAAAUAUGAGUUUCGAAAUGGUGAUUUUCCCAGUGUCUGACGAGGUCUCAUUCUCCCAAUGCAUCGGUUCCUCCUGCUCUAAAUAAGAUAAUCCAACGAAAUUGGAAAAUAGUGUCAUAAAAUCAUUGAGGUUGGAAUUCUGUGGACUGUUGGGCACUAGAAUGUAACUACCCUUUUCCUUAGCAAUCUUCAGAUAACACCUCGAUUUGUUGAGCACUGAAGAGAUCGUGAUAGGACCGAAUUUUCUGCUUCGCCCGUGAUUAAAAUUUUUUGACCUUAUGAGAUUGUGGAUAAAACGGUAGAUCUGGGGUGCAAGCUCUGUUUUGAAAUUUAUCCUGUGUAAAUAGGAUUUUUUAAUUUCAAAGAUAACAAUUUCUUUGUUUCGGAUAGCAAAAUCAGAAGACCGCAGAUUCAAGUUUGAUAGAGUCAAAUCCCUGCUCUCCAAAGAAGUAAAAUUUUUCUGUGUCCUUUGCGUCUGGCAUUGCCUGGAUUAUUUCAGCCGAGUCCAUUUGCAUGUGGUAUGGGAUAAUUGAUUUUUCUUUUGAAAAAUGAGCUUGGGGUAAUAUUGAGACUGCCUUGCUGUGUUGUUUGUCCGUAUCGUUUCUAACAAUUUCAGCCCAUGUGAAUUGGGCGUUACCCGCUGAGUGUGUCUCGUCGACAUCCAGACAGUUGACGGAUGGAGCCAGCAGUGUGGCGAUGGCUUUGUCAGGCGAGGGACCCGGUGAUGAGAUGGUUGGAGCCACCGGCGUGGCGGUCGCCGGCCUGCGAUUGGGACCACAACAUUUUGAUGGUUUCCUUUGUCGGCGAUUUGGACCGUCUCGCCUGACUUUCCUCACAAUUCCUCUGUUGUUUUCUCUAGUUCUGUGAGUUUCAUUAACCGGGGGCGCUGUAUCUGAUUCAAAAUCGAAUUCGGUGGGAUGGGUAGGGAUUUCGUUUCCGAGUCUUAAUAGGUGGUAGCGAUUAUCCUUCUCCGCUGCCCAAUUGAUUUCCGAGUUGGUGUUUGGGAGCGACGGGAAUCGGCGUUUGGGGUGGAAGUGAUGGCGGCGUCCCCUGUAGGAGACGGUGCGCCAGCCAUCGUCUGAUUCCCCCGUUUGGGGUUGAUGGUGUUGACGACGCUGAACAUUGCAUCUUCGUCCAAGUAAGUGUGGCCCUGUAAUUUGAGCGUGUCUUGACUUCCCGUCAAUCAGGUGUAGGGCUGAGGGACUGAAAAGGUUUUGUGCGUAAUACCUCAUGUGAUGAGCAGGAUGUCCGUUCCUGCUAUGAACUCCUAUACCUGCUCUCUGUCCCUGUCUGGAAGAAGGUUUCCUCGUGAAGUGGCUAGUAGAGGAUCUAGCUUGAGAAUGCCUAUUCCACUGUCGUUGGUAUCUCCGAUUCCUGUGCCCUUCGUUGUGGUGAGGGGAGUUCCCAUGGGCGUCGUGGCGCUUGAAAUAGAGAAGGUGGUGGUGAUUCCGGCGGUGAGGUGGUUGCCGGAAUUCCAUAUCGGAUUCAAGUUGCCGUUGGAUACCUAGAGAGAUGGAAGGUGGUAGAUAUUCGGUUGAUUUGGGUAACCUCCAACGCAAUCGAAGGAACGAGAUUGGGAGGAAGAAAUCCCGCAAAGGUAAAGAACUUGCUGGCUCUUCAUCUCAAAGACGAGAUGAUUUUGAAACGGGUUACCAAAGGCGAGAUGGAGAUGCGAUGUCCGAAGAACAACUACAACAAGAAUUGGCCCGACAUAAUAACCGCUUUCUACAACAACAACAAAUCCCGACGACCAUUGACAAAGAGGAGCUUGAGGAUGAAGAUGCGGAGGAAAUGGAACCGGAGAUGGCCGAGGAGGAGGGUGCCGGCAGCCACGACACCGACCAACCUGCCUCAUCCCAAACCGCCACCGGUAAUAAAAAAAGUAAAUCUGAACUAAUGCAAAAUAAUUUUGAUAAAUGGAAGGACCCACAAACCGGCUAUUGGCAUGCAACUUGCAAGUGGUGCAACAACAAUUAUAGUUUGGGGACCUCCGGCGGAUACGGAUCCGCCGCAAGGCAUCUUAAGGCAAAGCACCCCGUGGAGUAUGCAAAAUUAGGCGGCGGAACAGGGAAGCAAACUCAAAUAUCGAGGUUUGCGAAUUCUCAACCUUUUGGCAAUUUCUCCUACAAUGAUGCACAAAAUUUGACUGGUAUGGCUAACUUAAUUUGUGAAGAAAAUUUGCCUUAUUUGUUUUCUGAAAGCCUUGCUUUAAGAGAUUAUGCAUAAGGUAGUUUAAAUCCUCAAUUUAGAAAUUAUAGUCGCAAAACUGUUAAGAAAGAAAUUAUAAGGCUUUAUAAUGCGGAAAAGGCAAGGUUACAAAUUUUUUUUGCAAACUUUGAUGGGCGUGUUACUAUUUGUUCUGACAUAUGGGAGGAUGAUUUUCAUCAUUUAUAUUAUUUGGCUCUGACUGCACAUUA
Messenger RNA from Cuscuta epithymum, 2872 nucleotides. NCBI's taxonomy places the organism in Eukaryota, Viridiplantae, Streptophyta, Magnoliopsida, Solanales, Convolvulaceae. The record is from the annotation of a GenBank genome assembly.